Messenger RNA from Terrapene triunguis (Three-toed box turtle), 4533 nucleotides. RefSeq names its product mucin 6, oligomeric mucus/gel-forming (gene MUC6). Gene Ontology annotation, cellular component: extracellular matrix. The record is from RefSeq and is a predicted model, not a curated record. Gene Ontology annotation, molecular function: protein binding. The transcript has 30 exons. Bases 1 to 4533 code for a protein of 1510 amino acids. Lineage: Eukaryota; Metazoa; Chordata; Testudines; Emydidae.
AUGAAGGGCUGUACUGUUGAAGUAGACGCCACUUCAGGGGCCAGUCUCAAUGGGACCGUGGCUGGUGCUGGAGUCAAUGGACCCCCUUGGACUGAUGACUGCCUCAAAGAGGUCCUCUGCUUCAAAUGCACCCCACUGCCCUUGUGCUUACUGGGCUUCAGUGCUGAGGAUCUCAACCUCUCAGAUGCUGAGUCUUUAGAUACUUUCUGGUGCCUCUUCCUCAAUACCAAUAAAGAUGCCACACCAGUCACCAUGGGGACUGACAUCCUCUCUACACAGCAUUGGUACAAAGGUAGCAGCAAUGCUACAAGCUACCACCUUGAUCCACUUAACAUGCCUCAACUCUGGCUGAAGGGAUUACUUCUAGCGGAUGAUGACAGUGAAGAGUCCAGAAGUGGAGAAGAUGAUGCUAUGCUGCGUUCAGACAAGGGCUCAUGUUCUACCUGGGGUGCAGGGCAUUUCUCCACCUUUGAUAAUUAUUUGUAUGACUUCUCUGGGUCCUGCAACUACAUCUUCACCACCGUAUGCAAUGAUGUUAGCCCGGACUUCAACAUCCAGUUCCGCCGCGGGGUGAACAAAAAAAUUACAAGAAUCAUCAUGGAGUUGGGACCUGUCGUUGUCACAGUUGAAAAGAACAUCAUUGCACUCAAGAAUGUUGGUAUCAUCAAGUUGCCAUACACCAGCAAUGGAAUCCAAAUUGCUCCUUUUGGACGCACCGUCCGCCUGGUGACCAAGCUGAUGGAGAUGGAGCUGGAAGUCGUCUGGAACAACGACGACUAUCUCAUGGUUAUGGUUGAGAGAAAAUAUAUGAGGAAAACUUGUGGAAUGUGCGGGAAUUUUGAUGGACAGGAACUAAAUGAGUUUCUGAGUGAAGGUAGAUUGCUGGAUGCAUACCAAUUUGCCACUUUACAAAAAAUGGAUGACCCAUCAGAGAUCUGCCCAUCUGAGGAGAUGGCAAUUCCCAAUAUUCCUCGCAAAAAAUAUGCCAGGAUCUGCUCCCAGUUACUCAACCUUGUGUCUCCGGCUUGCAACGUGUCCAAGAAAGCGUUUGUCAUCCGUUGUCAGCUUGAUAUGCAGGACUGUAGUGAUCCAGGGCAAAGAAACUGUACUUGUGCUACACUGUCAGAGUACUCUAGGCAAUGUACCAUGUCCAAUCAAGCAGUGUCUGAUUGGAGGAGUGCAGACUUCUGCUCUGUAGGAAAAUGUUCAGCUGACCAAAUCUACAAGGAGUGUGGUUCUCCAUGUGUUAAAACCUGUUCCAACCCAGAGUACAGCUGUUCCAGUUACUGUACAUAUGGUUGCUUCUGCCCAGAAGGUACUGUUCUUGAUGACAUCUCAAAAAAUCGAACAUGUGUUCCCAUUGACCAGUGCCCGUGUACACUGAAUGGGGAGAGAUAUGAUCCUGGCGUUACCAUGAAAGCAACAUGCAGGAGCUGUAAAUGUACAAUGGGCCAGUGGAAUUGCAAUGAACUACCCUGCCCAGGAAGAUGUUCCCUGGAGGGAGGCUCCUUUGUCACCACGUUUGAUUCCAGGUCAUACAGGUUCCACGGAGUCUGCACAUACAUCCUCAUGAAGAGUCCCAGCCUUCCGUACAAUGGAACCCUGAUGGCUGUGUAUGAUAAGUCUGGUUACUCUCAUUCUGAAACAUCAUUAACUGCUAUAAUUUACCUUUCUACAAAGGACAAAAUUGUGAUUUCUCAGAAUGAACUUCUCACAGAUGAUGAACUCAGGUGGCUGCCUUUUAGAUCAGGUGACAUCACCGUUUUCAGACAGUCCUCCACCCACAUUCAAAUGUAUACCACCUUUGGGCUGGAACUAAUAGUUCAAACUUGGCCAGUGUUUCACGUCUAUAUAAAAGUUGGACCUCUCUUCAAAGGCAGAACCCUAGGGUUGUGUGGCAAUUACAAUGGAGACACUACAGAUGAUUUCAUGACCAGCAUGGAUAUUAUUGAAGGAACAGCAUCCCUGUUUGUGGACUCCUGGAGAUCAGGGAACUGCCACCCUGCUGCAGAGAGGGACACAGACCCUUGCUCUAUGAGUCAAUUGAACAAAAUGUCUGCAGAGACCCAUUGCUCCAUUCUUACUAAGAAGGGCACAGUGUUUGAGAAAUGCCAUUCUGUGGUGAAUCCUGCUCCUUUUUACAAGAGAUGCAUCUACCAAGCCUGUAACUAUGAGGAGACCUUUCCUUAUAUUUGUUCUGCUCUGGAAUCUUAUGCAAGAGUGUGUGCUUCAAUGGGGCUGAUCCUUGUAAACUGGAGGGACACUGUAGACAACUGCACCAUUUCCUGUACUGGCAAUCAGACAUUCAGCUACCACACUGAAGCCUGUGAUAGGACGUGCCUGUCACUUUCCGACCAAACCCUGGAAUGUUAUCCUACUGACAUCCCUAUUGAUGGCUGCAACUGUCCUAAAGGUACCUACUUGAACCACAGAAGUGAAUGUGUGCGUAAAUCCAUGUGUCCCUGCUACCUGGAAGAUAAGAGGUUCAUCCUGCCUGACCAGUCAACUAUAAUUGGUGGCAUUACCUGCUAUUGUGUUAAUGGAAAGAUGAGUUGCACUGGUAAACCUCAAGACCCUGCAGAAAACUGCAAGCCUCCCAGAAAAUAUGUGUCAUGUUCACAGAACUCAGAGAACAAAUAUGGAGCCUCCUGUUCCCCUACCUGUCAGAUGCUGGCCACUGGAAUUGAAUGUGUACCCACUAGGUGUGAAUCAGGCUGUGUCUGCACUGAUGGGCUAUAUGAGAAUCUAGAUGGAAUGUGUGUACCACCUGAUGAGUGUCCCUGUGAAUAUGGUGGCAUCUCUUAUAAAAAAGGGGAAGAAAUCCACACUGAAUGCAAAACCUGCACCUGUACAAGAGGCAAAUGGAAAUGUGUUCAGAAAUCUAAAUGCUCCUCAACAUGUACCCUCUAUGGAGAAGGACAUGUCACCACUUUUGAUGGACAGCGCUUUGUGUUUGAUGGCAACUGCGAAUACAUACUAGCUACGGAUGGUUGCGGUAUGAACAGCUCUCACUCCACCUUUAAAAUUGUGACUGAGAAUGUCAUCUGUGGGAAAUCAGGAGUCACCUGCUCCAGGUCCAUCAAGAUCCACCUUGGGAAUAUGACACUUAUACUGGCAGAGGAAACCUACUUUGUAUAUGGGGACAAUCCUCUGACACAAUUCCACGUGAAAAAGAAUGCCCUUCACCUGAUGUUCGAUAUCAUUAUCCCAGGAAAAUACAACAUGACUCUUAUCUGGAACAAGCACAUGAAUAUUUUCAUCAAGAUCUUCAGAGAAGCACAGGAUCACCUCUGCGGUUUGUGUGGGAAUUACAACGGGAACAUGAGAGAUGACUUUGAAACUCGAAGCAAAUACGUGGCAGCAAAUGAACUGGAGUUUGUAAAUUCUUGGAAGGAAAAUCCCAUGUGUGGGGAUGUGUUCUUUGUAGUUGAUCCCUGUAGCAAGAACCCUUAUCGUAAAGCUUGGGCAGAGAGGAAGUGUUCCAUCAUCAACAGCCAGGUCUUUGCUCCAUGUCACAGUAAGGUAUACCGCAUGCCUUAUUAUGAUGCCUGUGUCCGAGACUCCUGUGGGUGUGACUCCGGAGGAGACUGUGAAUGCAUGUGUGAUGCCAUUGCAGUGUAUGCCAAGGCAUGCUUAGAUGUAGGUGUCUGCAUUGACUGGAGAGCCCCAGAGUUCUGUCCUGUCUAUUGUGACUACUUCAACACACACCGAAAGUCAGGCAGUGAGAGCACCUACAGCUACAAUUAUUGGGAUGAACAAAAUUGCACCUGGCAUUACCGACCUUGUAAUUGCCCACAACAAAAGUACAAAUAUGUCAACAUUGAAGGCUGUUACAACUGCUCACACAAUGAAUACUUUGAUCACGAGGAGGGACAGUGCAAGCCCUGUAUAACGACAACAAUACAAACUAAAACACCAAGAAGCACUACUACAGUUGAAACACCAACUACUACCGUACCACCAACAGCCACUACAUCUACAGAGUCCACCAUGCACACUAUUUUAAGCACUACACCAACCACCCUAUUUACUACAAAAGUAACCAUAAAACCAACACCUAUCACAAUCAAAUCUACUACUCACUCCAUACCAGUAACCACCAUUACAAAAAAGACAACACUGUCAACUACCCCAAUCAUAACAGUAACUGAGAUUACUUCACCAAUAACCACCACCAAAACAACCAUAUCUCCAACCUCAGAAACACCAAUCACCCCUACAGUCACAGUCAUCUCAACAACUGGAACCAAUCGGAUAAUCCUGAAGGCCCAGAGGGGACAGGUUCAAUGGUCACUUCUAGCUGCAAUGGUUCAGCAACAGGAGCCACCAAUGGGACUGGCGAUCUUGCUGUGGAGCAGGUCAACAAAUGAGACCUCAAAGACCAACGAGCAUCCCAAGGAGGCCACUGGGCAAAUGAAUAUGGCAUUGGUGACCAGUGGGCACUGGGCCAAGAGCCCUGUCUUGACUGCGAGAACAAUGCCAAUCUUGUUACCCAUGGUGAUCCAAAGAUGGUCUCUGAUGCCUAUUGGGUGA